AUUGCAGCCAAGACUGUAAUUGUUGAUUGCUUCUUAGAACAUUUUUGUGCUUCUCGUACAAAUCUAAGGCUGCAACAGAGCAACAGCAGGCUGGAGAUUUGUGACAGAUUUUAAAACAUCAGGUUUAAACUUUUAAAGCACCUUUGGAAUCUUUUUCAGUGGACACAUUUUUUUGAGAAAGUGAAAUUGGAUGCCUGGGUCUGAGCUGUAGCUGUAUGAAUGAGGAUGGAGGUGACACAGCUUGAAAGCAGAAUGAACACUGAAGACUACAGAAAGCUGCAGAGUCUCUUCAUGGAUGCUUCCGGUGCAUCUGUCUCUUUGUCCAGAACGGAAUUCAUCAAUCUAGCUUGGUCAUCAGUUGGCUGUGGCUCCAAGGAGGAAUAUGGCCUCCUGUUUGACAGUGUGGUUGUCACUCAGAAGCACCACAGCCUUCUACGAGACAUAGAUGGCGUGAAGGAGGAGGAAAACAUUGACUGGGAAGGGUUGUGCUCUUUUCUGCUGCUGCAGCUUUCUGAGAAAGUGAAUAACUCCAGAGCCAGUAACGUUCCUUACUGGAAGCCACCGUACACUUUGACCUGUCCACAUCAAGACCCAAUUCAAAAGGUACUUUACCUGCAGAGCUCAGCUCACUAUCUGACAGUGAGUAAAGGAGGAACUGUGGGGCUCCGGACUGCAGAUGAAAUGUCUCUUCUACACAUGCAUCGACUACAAAACAGUACCGUCAGACCCAAAGACCUCUGGGUCACAGACGUGGUGCUGCUGCAUAAUGUCCACAAGAUAGCUGUGUCAUUCACAAGCAAGGAAGUAUGUUUUUAUGACACACUGCCGAAACAAGACUUCAGCUGCAAGUACAAACUGCAGGGUUUAAAGUUCACCCCAUGGUGUCUGGAUUACUGGGUAGAUCCAUCUCACCCAGAUCAAGCUGUCCUCACCAUAGGAGACAUUGGAGGACAGGUCAGCGGUUUAUGUUUCACCUCGGCUCAAACCACUCUGUUUGAGAGUGUCCGUUUGAGGACAGCAUCAGAUUCAGCAGACAUCAUUUUAUGGGACGACUUGGUCAAAGGAAAACACUGCUGCUGUUACGUAGUGGCACACCAGGCACACACACCCGCGUGGGUCAGACGAGUUCAUUACCUGGGGUCUUUGGAGGCCUUUGUGUCAUGCUGCACCGCUCCACAGAGCAGCAUGGCAAUUGGCUGGAGGGAGCAAGAAAGUAGAAAUCUACGAGUCACUUAUUUUGUUACACAGAGGGGAGUGUGGGACAUGGACCACCACUGUCAGCUCAACCUGAUUGCCACAGCAGGUGUGGACCAUCAAGUUCUGCUGUGGAACCCUUGUGUGACCUCAGAGCCAGUGUGCCUGCUCAGUGGGCACAUGAGUCCUGUAAUCGCUGUUUGCUUUGUACAGACAAGGCAGCAACUGCUCAGCUACUCCAAAGAUAAGGUGCUCUGUCUGUGGGAUGUGUCCAGUCAGCGAUGUGUUCACCGUCUCUCUGGUGUCUUCCCAAAAGUGCCAGAAAAUACACAGACCUUUAUGUUUUUCCACGAGCAACAUCAGGUCCUCCUGCUUUCCUUCAACAGUCUUCUUGUCGUGUUGGAAAUCAGAAAGGAGGAGAAGAGGGCAAGCAGCCACCAGCACCCUGUUACCUGUGUGCUCUACAACAGUCUGUUCAGACAGGUCAUCAGCAGUGAUUCCGACUCCUCUGUGAUCUGCUGGCAGGCUAACACAGGCCAAAAAGUCAAACACUUCACCCAUUGCCACGGCAAUGCUGAAAUUUCCACUAUGGCUUUGGAUGGUUCACAGACCCGGCUGUUUACUGCAGGCGCUGACGGAGAGGUCAAAGUUUGGGACUUCAAUGGUCAUUGCCUGCACACAAUGAAUGCAGGUCUGGGCCGCCCUGUGAACAUCUCACAGGUCCUCUUGCUAAAGAGGAGCAUACUGAUGAUGGGCUGGAACAGGACGUUAACAGAAUUUCAUCUGGAUUCCUUCUCCCAGUCUUUAGUGGAGCCGUCGGAGUGGAAGGGGGGUCUUCACCAUCAUGGUGUUGUGCUGUGUGCUGCAUUCCAGCCUCCACAUACUCUGGUCACAGGUAGUUUUGAUGGCCAAAUCAUAGUUUGGAACAGCAGCACAGAAAAAGCUUUGAGGAAACUGCAGCCAGACACUGAACAUGAAGAUUCUAAAGGUCUGACUUCAACAUUAACAACUGGUUCUCAUCUUGGAUGGAAUGGUAAAGAGGACCCGCAGACCAGCUUUGCCAUCAUCAGACUGUCUUUCAUAACAGGCCGUAUGCCUGCAGCUUCAGCUACAGGUGGUGCAGACUUGGUGUCUUGUGGUGGUUCUGGUGCUGUCAGAUUUUGGAACACCAUCCAUAGCAGUCUUCUUGGACAGUUCACAGCACAUAACAUGAAACUGGGUUCCAUAGUCAUGGCCAUCAGCCCUUGUGGAAAACAUUUAGUCACAGCUGACAGGGAGGGAACCCUCAAGACAUGGGACAUACAACAUUACUGUCUCAAGCCAGAAGAAGAAGUAAUCAAACAACCUCCAAAGCUACUUUCUUGUUUCCGACCACAUCUUGUUCACGUGACUUCCCUGGAGACCUUUGUCCUUGGUGAUAAGCUCCUCCUUCUCUCAUCAUCAGACUCCCAAGUGGUUCUCAGUUUCCUGUCUGGAGAAAUCAUUGGUUUGUUUGGACAGGAGGAGCACUGGUGCUUAGAGGAGCUCUUGCCAUCGUCUCCACUGCAGGAACCAAUCAAGAGCUCUCAAGAUGAGCAAGAAGACACCAAACUGGGAACGACACCUGUAGUUUACAGUGAGGCAUGUGUUGGUCUGUGCUCUGACAUCUCAGAAUAGGAUGGACAGGUGGGCAUGACAGGCAUGAACAAUAACAGUGAGACAGACCAGGAAGAUGUUUUGAAGGAAUAUGCAUCCGGAUAAAUAUCUCAAACUUCAGUCUAGAUAGAAAGAGAAGCAGAGGGCACAUACAGUACCUGUGCAAGCUCCAACAGUCUUCCAUUUACAUUGUUGAUAUUUUUAAUUUAUUUUUUUCAAUAUGAUGGGGUGAUUCCUUCUCUACAUUCUGGUCUUAUGACAUUAUUUGACACAUUGUUUUUAUCUCCUAAUUUCCAUUGUGAGAGGUUGUCCUCU
This is a messenger RNA of Thalassophryne amazonica, 3144 nucleotides long. RefSeq names its product WD repeat-containing protein 49-like. The coding region runs from base 220 to 2850 and encodes 876 amino acids. Lineage: Eukaryota; Metazoa; Chordata; Actinopteri; Batrachoidiformes; Batrachoididae. The record is from RefSeq and is a predicted model, not a curated record. Gene Ontology annotation, molecular function: protein binding. The transcript is spliced from 18 exons.